AUGGUGACGACAGCGCCUUUCAUGGUGACAGCGCUGGGUUCGGACUUUUUGGUAUGGUAUGGCUCCACAGGAGGACAGGAGGCUGCAGACACCGACACGCACACUAGAUACGCGCGGAUGGCCGCCGUCUUCCACGCCAGCACCGUCUUCUACGCACCGGCCGGUAGAGCUGUUUAA
Molecule: messenger RNA, 177 nt
Organism: Emiliania huxleyi CCMP1516
Lineage: Eukaryota; Haptophyta; Isochrysidales; Noelaerhabdaceae
Exons: 2
Coding region: 1-177 (58 amino acids)
Source: RefSeq, a predicted model, not a curated record